AUGGCAUCCAGCAAGAUGGUAGCCGCCAUGCUCGUGAUAUACACAGCGGCUAUGCUCGCUGCCCAGACGGAAGGCUUCGUCCCCCUUUUCACGUACAGCGACGUCCAGAGAAUGCAGGAAAAGGAAAGGAAUAAAGGCCAAAAGAAAUCUCUGAGUGUGCAGCAGAGAUCAGAGGAAGAGGAUCCUAUGGCUCUGGUGGACUUCAAGGAGGAAGAAAAUGAAAUGAUUAAGCUGACUGCUCCUGUAGAAAUUGGAAUAAGGAUGAACUCCAGGCAGCUGGAAAAAUAUCGGGGCGUCCUGGAAGAGCUACUGACAGAGGUGUUGCUGUCCACCCAGAACGUGAACUGA
This is a messenger RNA of Trichosurus vulpecula (common brushtail), 348 nucleotides long. It is a transcript of the gene MLN, whose product is annotated as motilin. Gene Ontology annotation, molecular function: motilin receptor binding; hormone activity. NCBI's taxonomy places the organism in Eukaryota, Metazoa, Chordata, Mammalia, Diprotodontia, Phalangeridae. The transcript has 4 exons. Gene Ontology annotation, cellular component: extracellular region. The coding region runs from base 1 to 348 and encodes 115 amino acids. The record is from RefSeq and is a predicted model, not a curated record.